Messenger RNA from Gastrolobium bilobum, 4028 nucleotides. Its product is annotated as transcription factor LHW-like. Gene Ontology annotation, biological process: regulation of DNA-templated transcription. The record is from RefSeq and is a predicted model, not a curated record. Gene Ontology annotation, molecular function: protein dimerization activity; DNA-binding transcription factor activity. Lineage: Eukaryota; Viridiplantae; Streptophyta; Magnoliopsida; Fabales; Fabaceae. The coding region runs from base 622 to 3507 and encodes 961 amino acids. The transcript is spliced from 10 exons.
CUCUCUCUCCAAGCUCUUCCAUUUAUUUUCUCAUAGAGGGUGAGGAGAAAAAAAGAGAAAGAAAGAAAGAAACACAGUUCCACAGAGCCUCAGAGACCAUCUCACCUGAAACAUAAUAAAGUAUACCCUUUUUCCCUGUAACCUCUCUUCUGCUAUACCCUCUUCCUCUAUCACCAUUUUCUUCAGUUCAAAUGGAGAAGAUCAUAGCUCUUUACAAGCUUGAAUCUAUUGGGAUAGUGUAGUCCCUUAAAAAGUUCUCAACUUUGUUACUCUUUUGCUCUCUCUCGCUCUCUCUCUCUCUCUCUCUCGCUCUCUCUCUCUCUCUUCAGCUUCCUCUACCGGAGGAUGGCCUGCCGGUGCCGGAAACUGACCGUAGUGAACUUGGAUCCAGUCAGAAAGCGAAGUGGGGGUUUGAGGACAAAACAGGCAGGAAGAGGAUCGUGCCGUGGAAGUUAGUUUUCAGGAGACAAACUCGCCGGAAAAAAAUGUGUCUUCACCGGUUUUGAGUUUUUGACCAUUACCCUUUAUUCUUUCUCUCUUCGUGAAUGCUAGUGUGACUUCAUUGCUUCGGAAAAACGAAAACUUUCUCGCGGUUUUGAAAAACCCCUUGUUGAAAGAAAGAUGGGGUUUUUGUUGAAAGAAGCUUUGAAGACUCUGUGCGCUCGGAAUCAGUGGUCUUAUGCCGUGUUCUGGAAGAUCGGCUGCAACAAUUCCAAGCUGUUAAUCUGGGAAGAUUGCUACUAUGAACCAUUGCCAUCUUCUUUCCCUUCACGCAUUGUUGGGACGUCUAAUUUGCCCUACCGAGAUGGGGAAGGAUGCUGGUUUUCUUCCGAGUCUCAGCUACGGAUUCAGGAGGAGGACAGAGUCUGUUCAUUGAUUAACAAAAUGAUGGUGAAUAAUUCAGUCAAUAUCUCUGGUGAAGGGAUAAUUGGACGGGCAGUAUUUACAGGAAACCAUCAGUGGAUUCUUUUGAACAAUUUUACUAGAGAUGCAUAUCCACCAGAGGUAUUAACCGAGGUGCAUGACCAAUUUUCAGCUGGAAUGCAGACAAUAGCGGUUAUUCCUGUCCUUCCCCACGGGGUUGUUCAACUUGGUUCUUUCUUGCCUAUAAUGGAAAAUAUGGCAUUCGUGAGUGAUGUGAAGAGCUUGAUCUUGCAAUUGGGAUGUGUUCCUGGUGCCCUUCUAUCUGAAGACUAUUCAGCAAAAAAUUAUACUGAAAGACUUGCGGGACCUGUGACUGUUGGUGUGCCUGUGUCUGUUGAUCCACCAGUCAUUACGUCAAACUGCACUCACUCAGUAGCUAAUGGUUCUAACCAACCAAGUAAUUCAUAUCAUGCUUCAAGGUCUAUUGCUCAACCACCUCAUCCUUUAAGGGGAGAAAUAAAUAAUUACCAGGGUUCUGUAUUGACACCUCAAACCCAUAACCUAAAUCAGAUAUUUGAUAACCUUUGCCAACCAAAGGCUCAUUCAAUGAUUAAAACAAGUGUCACUGGUCAACGAGAGAAUACAGUUGUGGAGACUGAACCUGGAGUAAUACCUGCAAAUCUCGAUUCCUCUAUGUCACAGCGUUCUGUUUCAUAUAAUGCAAGGCCUGCGUUCAAUCAAUUAGCUGGUUUCGGUCAAUCAAGUCUGAGUGACUGCAGCGUUAAAUAUAUGGAACAACAAAUCUUAUCAGGUGUUGGGAGGCGGAGUCAUGUUAAUCCUACUAUGAAUCCAUCAAGUACCGUAAAUAUGUCUCAACUGAAAACAGAUGGAGGCCAAAUUUUUGAACAGAGCCAGAGUUCUGUUAGCACUUCCCUAAUUGGAGGAAUCCCAAUACAUAGCAGGAUGGGUAAUCUUCUGAGGACAAAUAUGAUUAACUGCUCGGUUUCAAACCUUCCCAAAGUAUCCAAUGCUGAUUUUUCUGGAACGCAAAAAGUUGGGUUUGGACUUCAAAAUGAUAAUUCAACUGAAGCUGGGACUUAUUCUCUGCCUAAUUUGACUAGUCAAUCAUUUUCCAGUCACAUGCAUCUAGAAGGCCUUGAUCAGAAGAAUCUUCCUAUAGAUUUAAAACAUGGUUUCAAUGCUUUGGCUUCAACAGAUCAAAAUAUAGAUGAUGAUUUGCUUCAGGCCCUUAAGAUCCCAUCUCUCCAUCUUGAGGAGCAUGUGCCUAUGAGUGAUCGCAUCCCCGGCUUUGUUCAAGAUUGCUUCAAUAAAGAUGGUUCUAGUCAACAUAUGAUGAAAGUGAAUGCUAAACAAGAAGAAACUUGUAUUCAACUUCCAUCAGGAGAUGACCUCUUUGAUGUUCUAGGUGUGGAUUUCAAAAGGAAACUACUGAAUGGAAACUGGAAUAAGCUAUUCGCGGAUGAAUCAGAUGCCAAUACAGAAAUUCUGGAUAAAAAGGCAACAUGUAUGAAUUUGCAGGGUAUAAUAGGUCAUGAGAAUAGUUUUUCAGCUAAUGAAGCGAUAUCAGACAGUAGCAUCUUCUCUGGGAUGGGCACUGACCACCUCUUAGAUGCUGUGGUGUCAAGGGCUCAAUCUGCUGCAAAACUGAAUUCUGAUGAAAUGUCUUGUCGGACAACAGUGACAAGGAUUAAUCCCACCUGUGUCCCCUCUCCUGCCUGCAAGCAGGUUAUGUCUGAUCAUGGUGUCCAGGGUGGAUUGUUUGAUUUUCCUAAGACGGGGGUUAAAACUGGUGCUGUGGAAACUAGUUCUCUUAGGUGUAGCAAGGAUGAUACUGGAAACUGUUCUCAAACUACUUCCAUAUAUGGGUCUCAACUUAGUUCAUGGGUUGAGAAUGGCAGCAAUGUGAAGCGUGAAAAUAGCGUUUCGACUGGAUACUCUAAGCGGCCAGAUGAAGUUUGCAAAUCGAAUCGUAAAAGGCUUAAACCUGGAGAGAACCCCAGGCCUCGCCCUAAAGAUCGCCAAAUGAUUCAAGAUCGUGUGAAAGAGUUACGGGAAAUUGUGCCAAAUGGAUCCAAAUGUAGCAUAGAUGCACUUCUAGAACGAACCAUCAAGCAUAUGCUUUUCUUGCAAAGUGUAACAAAGCAUGCUGACAAGCUGAAACAGACAGGGGAAUCUAAGAUUGUUAGUAAAGAAGGUGGAUUGCUAUUAAAAGAUAACUUUGAAGGAGGAGCUACAUGGGCAUAUGAGGUUGGCUCACAAUCAAUGGUUUGCCCUAUCAUAGUUGAAGAUCUCAAUCCUCCUCGUCAGAUGCUAGUGGAGAUGCUUUGUGAGGAACGGGGUUUCUUUCUGGAAAUCGCUGACUUAAUCAGAGGGUUAGGUUUAACCAUCUUGAAGGGGGUUAUGGAAGCUCGCAAUGACAAGAUCUGGGCACGCUUUGCUGUUGAGGCAAACAGGGAUGUAACGAGGAUGGAAAUAUUUAUGUCCCUGGUUCGUCUUUUGGAGCAAACUGUAAAGGGUGGUGCAUCUUCAUCCAAUGCUGUUGAUAGCAACAUGAUGAUUUAUCAUUCUUUCCCACAAGCUACCCAGAUACCAGCAACUGGUAGGCCUAGUAGUUUGCAAUGAACCACCUGCUAUAUAUAGUUUCUUGGUCUGGAAUCUGGAUGUUGUUGAGAGCAAGUCUGGCACAUGCUUGCCAUGACUGACAUCAAAUCCAGUCUUAAAGACUUCAGGUGAUGUUAACUUGGUCUAACUGCUGUUUCACCUCUCAUAUAUGACCCCAGUUUGGAGGGUGAUGAGUUUAGUUAGUGAAGAGCAUGUCAAGAUUAAUAUUAUGAAAUGUUUCCUGCUGUGCCUGCCAAGACAACUUUUCCUGUGUUGGCAGUCUCUAGAGAUGCUUUAGGCAACUCUUAGAUAACUUGCAUCAUUUUUUCCUGUUUGAGUAAUUCCAUUGGGGUGUGUGUGUGUGUUGCCAGGUAGUUGGUGUUGUGAUUCAGAUGUAUAGAUAUUCUAGGAUUUGAAAGAAAGGGGGUCUAUACACUUAUUCUUCCCUUUUUUUUAAUCUUUCUCUCCUUGUUUUUAUUGGAGUGGUGAUCUUGGCUGUGUUAUAAUACCUUUGUUAUUAAUAUCAGCUUUGUGUGGUUUGU